This is a messenger RNA of Triticum turgidum subsp. durum (durum wheat), 1140 nucleotides long. Lineage: Eukaryota; Viridiplantae; Streptophyta; Magnoliopsida; Poales; Poaceae. The record is from the annotation of a GenBank genome assembly.
AUGGCGCACAGAGCGCUGGAGGUGACCCUGCUGUCGGCCAAGGACCUGAAGAACGUGAACCUGAUCACGCGCAUGGAGGUGUACGCGGUGGCGACCAUCUCGGGCGACCCGAUCACGCGGCAGUGCACCCCGCCGGACCCGCACGGCGGCCGCAACCCGACGUGGAACGCGACGCUGCGCUUCAGCGUCCCGGCCACCGCCGAGGAGGCCCGGGGCGGCUGCCUCCACGUCCUCCUCCGCGCCGAGCGCAUGUUCGGCGGCGACCGCGACGUGGGCGAGGUCAUCGUGCCCCUGGAGGAGAUCCUUACGGGCGGCGGCUUCGGGGCCACCAGCUCGCCGCGGUUCGCGUCCUACCAGGUCUGCAAGGUGCACCGCUCCGAGACGCGCGGCCUGCUCUACCUCACGUACCGCCUCGGCCCCGUCGUCCCGCCGUCGCCGCCGCAUGGAAAGCCGGCCGACGGGUGGCCGGUCGUCGGGUACCCGGCGCCGCAGGUGAUGCCGUCUUCGCCUGCAACACCAGCCGGUGGCCAUGGGGAUGGGCCGUUUUCGCCGGCAAAACCAGCUGCUGGCUAUGUGGAUGUGUUGCCGUCUCCAAAACCUUAUGGGUACGGGACGACGCCGCCGUCUCUAAAGCCAACCGAUCAGGUGGUGUCCAUGACAACUUCUCCAAAACCAGUCGGGCGUGUGGUGUCUAUGCCACCGUCUCCAAAACCAGUUGAACAUGUGGUAUCCAAGCCGCCGUCUCCGAAACCAGCGGGGCGUGCGGUCUCCAUGCCGCCUUCUCCAAGGCCAGCCGGGCAUGAGGUGCCCAUGCCGCCUUCUCCAAAAUCACCCGGUGGGCAUGUGUCGUCUCCGAAAUCAGCCGGUGGGUAUGUGCCGUCAUCUCUGAAACCAUCCGGUCAUGUCAUGCCACCAUCUCCAAAACCAGACACGUCUAUAGCCAUGGCGUCGUCUCCAAAGCCUGCCGGUGGACAUAACAUAGCCAUGCCAUCGUCUCCGAAGCCAUUCGGCGGGCAUGCAUCGUUUGUACCGCCGUCCCCAGCACCAUAUGGUGAGGCGGUGGGCGAACGCAUUUUUACCAUGACAGAAAUCUACCGGUGUCCCAUUAUCCAGCGAGGAGCCGCCUCCACCCCUAACUAG